AUGAUAUCAGCAAUUGCUGAAAAGAUUGGUCAGGAAUUUUGGUCUCAACUUUGUGCCGAACACGGGAUCAGUAAAGAUGGUAUUCUAGAAGAUUUUGCUACUGAAGGUGGUGAUCGUAAAGACGUAUUCUUUUAUCAGGCCGAUGAUGAGCAUUACAUUCCUAGAGCAUUAUUACUAGAUUUGGAGCCAAGAGUAAUUAAUAACAUAUUGGCAUCUCCAUAUUCAAAUCUAUAUAAUCCGGAAAACAUUUAUUUAUCAAAAGAUGGUGGUGGUGCAGGUAAUAUAUGGGCUUAUGGAUUUUCACAAGCAGAAAAGGUUUGCGAAGAUAUAUUUGAAAUGAUUGAUCGUGAAGCUGAUGGAAGUGAUUCUCUUGAGGGAUUUAUGCUUCUUCAUUCGAUCGCUGGAGGAACAGGAUCGGGGAUGGGAUCAUUCCUUUUAGAACGACUUAACGAUCGAUAUCCUAAAAAGUUGAUCCAAACAUAUUCAGUAUUCCCCAAUAAUGAAGAGGUUUCAGAUGUAGUUGUUCAACCUUAUAACAGCAUUUUAACUUUAAAGAGACUUACUAAUAAUGCAGACUGUGUGAUUGUUUUGGAUAAUGCAGCUCUUAAUAGAAUUGCAUGUGAUCGACUUCAUAUUCAAAAUCCCACCUUUACUCAAACAAAUCAAUUGGUAUCAACUGUAAUGUCAGCGAGCACAACAACAUUACGAUAUCCUGGAUAUAUGAACAAUGAUCUUGUCGGAAUGAUUGCAUCAUUAAUUCCAACACCUAAAUGUCAUUAUUUGAUGACAGCUUAUACACCUUUUACGAGCGAUAACGUAGAAAAGGCUAAAUCAGUGCGUAAGACCACAGUGCUUGAUGUGAUGAGAAGAUUAUUGCAACCCAAAAAUAGGAUGGUAUCAACAAAUUCGUCAAAGAAGAGUUGUUAUAUUUCAGUGUUGAAUAUUAUUCAAGGAGAAGCUGAUCCAACCGAUGUACAUAAAUCAUUAUUGCGGAUUCGUGAACGUCGUUUGGCUCAGUUCAUUCCAUGGGGUCCAGCCAGUAUUCAAGUUGCUAUUACAAAAAAAUCACCAUAUAUUCAAACAUCACAUCGAGUUAGUGGUUUGAUAUUCAGAAAACGUGGUGCAUUCUUGGAACAAUAUAAAAAAGAAGACAUGUUUUCGGACAAUUUAGAUGAAUUUGAUGCAGCUAGAGAAAGUGUGCAAGAUUUGAUAAAUGAGUAUGAAGCAUGCGAAAGUCCGGAAUAUAUUAGCUAUGGAGUUCCCAAAGACCAAUAA
Molecule: messenger RNA, 1275 nt
Organism: Diversispora eburnea
Lineage: Eukaryota; Fungi; Glomeromycota; Glomeromycetes; Diversisporales; Diversisporaceae
Source: the annotation of a GenBank genome assembly